Molecule: messenger RNA, 1557 nt
Organism: Penicillium angulare
Lineage: Eukaryota; Fungi; Ascomycota; Eurotiomycetes; Eurotiales; Aspergillaceae
Product: phenylalanine--tRNA ligase
Exons: 1
Coding region: 1-1557 (518 amino acids)
Biological process (GO): phenylalanyl-tRNA aminoacylation
Cellular component (GO): mitochondrion; cytoplasm
Molecular function (GO): ATP binding; tRNA binding; phenylalanine-tRNA ligase activity
Source: RefSeq, a predicted model, not a curated record
AUGAGAUUACUUGCCACAGGACGAGCCCUGCGUGCCAGCAGUGGCAGAUGGUCCAUUGCUGUAUCCCGUCCCAGACUCCCAAUCCCUCGAGUCUAUUCCCUCCAGACCAUCCCAACCGUCUCAAGAAAUUGGAGCUCAACACCAGCUCUCCGCGCAUCAGACAACGCCAACACCCAAUCAUCGACCCAAGCCAAACAGUCACCGCAAACUAAAUCGAAUCUCAAGAUCGAAGACGAAACCUAUCCUCCAAACCAAUGGACCAAUACGACCGAUCAGAUUCUCUCCCAUGUCGGCCGACGCCUUUACCUCGACGAAAACCACCCUCUAGCAAUCACUCGCAAGCUCAUUGAAAGCCAGUUCCCCGCCCCGGUAUUCGGAAACCAUUUCGAGAAGAAUCCCGUCGUCACUACUCAUCAGAAUUUCGAUGUUCUUGGGUUCCCGCAAGAUCACCCGGGUCGCAGUCGCACGGAUACUUAUUAUGUCAAUGACAAGACGGUGCUGCGUACCCAUACAAGCGCGCAUCAGCAGGCGUAUUUCCAGCGGUUAAACCGGAAUGAGACGACUUGUCCUGAGGAGGUUGGAUACACUGUUAUCGCUGAUGUUUACCGUCGCGAUGCUAUUGAUCGCAGUCACUACCCGGUUUUCCAUCAGAUGGAGGGCGCGAUGCUCUGGAAAAGACCGGAUACUAAUCCCCUUGCAGCAUCUGCUGAGACUGCUGCGAAGAUCAGGGCGGAUCUUGAACUGAUCCCGGCUCACGAUGUGGUUGUUGAGGAUCCCAACCCUACUAUCCACGCUCAGCGGAACCCGCUGCAGGCUGAGCAUCAUAGUGAAGAGGAGGUUGAGGCCAUCGCGGCACACCUUAAACGGUCACUAGAACGAAUGGUUAUUAAGAUAUUCACGGAAGCGAACAAGGCUGCUGCUGUCUCUGGCGGCGAGGAGCCUGAGCCAUUGAAGGUGCGCUGGGUUGAGGCAUACUUCCCCUUCACUAGUCCCUCGUGGGAGCUCGAAGUCUUCUGGCAGGGUGACUGGCUUGAGAUUCUUGGAUGUGGAGUCAUCAAGCAGGAUCUUUUGAUCAAUUCCGACGUGCCGAAUAGAGUUGGUUGGGCGUUUGGAUUGGGCAUUGAGCGUAUUGCUAUGCUUCUAUUCAAUAUUCCUGAUAUCCGGCUGUUUUGGUCUCGUGAUGAGCGAUUCCGUUCGCAGUUCCGCGCUGGCACAAUUACUCGCUUUGAGCCUUUCUCUAAGCAUCCUUCUUGUUAUAAGGAUGUGGCUUUCUGGCUGCCUCCUGCUGCUGUGACGGGGGGUAGCAGUGCUGCUGGUGGAGGUGUUCCUUUCCAUGAGAACGAUGUCAUGGAAUUGGUUCGUGGAAUUGGUGCUGAUCUUGUUGAGGAUGUUUCGUGCAUUGAUGAGUUCACGCAUCCCAAGACUGCUCGUAAGAGUAUGUGCUAUCGUAUUAACUACCGUAGCUUGGAGCGAACCUUGACGAAUGAGGAGACCAAUGAGAUGCAUGAGAAGGUUCGGACUAAGCUUGUUGAGGAUUUGGGUGUCGAGUUGAGGUGA